Messenger RNA from Xiphophorus maculatus (southern platyfish), 2840 nucleotides. RefSeq names its product PC-esterase domain-containing protein 1A-like. NCBI's taxonomy places the organism in Eukaryota, Metazoa, Chordata, Actinopteri, Cyprinodontiformes, Poeciliidae. The transcript is spliced from 9 exons. The record is from RefSeq and is a predicted model, not a curated record. The coding region runs from base 255 to 1439 and encodes 394 amino acids.
CCAGGGUCGAACAAUUAUGCUAACUCUUUAAAAGCUGACUCGGCGAUGUGGCUGUUUGGGUGUUUUGCGUUUUAAAAGUGGGCUUAAGCUCCAAAAAAAAUUAGUUUUUCGUGGGUUUAAGGACUUAGAAGGGGAAAAAGUUUGGAAAUAAAUAGCUUUUUAGUUAACGGCUAACAUUCAGAAAGUGUGGUCGGUCGUGAAUUUAGGAAAGUGGUAGUUUUAAACCCAACUCAAUUUGAAAAUAUUAAAACACAAUGAAAGAGACGGUGAACCACCAGCAGGCCCGCCUGCUCCUCCAUAACAAGUUCGUCGUGGUGUUGGGAGACUCCAUUCAGCGCUCUGUAUACAAGGACCUUGUCGUACUGCUACAAAAGGACCGAUACCUCACCUUAAGACAACUAAAGAGCAAGGGUGAGAUGAGCUUCGAGCUGGACUGCUUGGUGGAAGGAGGCUGUCUGGACCGAAUGAACAAUGGGACUGCGUACACAGAGGUCCGUCAGUAUCAGUCUGACCACCACCUGAUCCGCUUCUACUUCGUGACUCGCAUCUUCUCCAGAUACAUGCAGAGCAUCAUCGAGGACUUCCGUCAGGGCUUGAAACCAGACGUGGUCAUUGUGAACUCUUGCGUUUGGGAUAUUUCAAGAUACAAUCCCAAAUGGGUGGAUGACUACAAGGCAAACCUUAAGCGGUUCUUUGGUGAGCUGAAGAGUUUCUUACCAGAGGAAACCUUAUUUGUCUGGAAUCUCACCAUGCCAUUAGGAGAAAGGAUUAAAGGUGGCUUUCUGGUGCCUGAAAUUGAGCACAAAGCUCCUCAGCUGCGUUACGACGUGAUUGAAGCCAACUUCUAUGGUGGGACUCUGGCCGACAACUAUGAGAUGGAUGUGUUGGACCUUCACUUUCAGUUCCGCUUCUCAUUACAACAUCGAACCAAAGACGGCGUCCACUGGAACGCCAUCGCCCACCGCAGGAUCACCGCUCUUCUGUUACGGCACAUUGCACAAGCCUGGGGUGUGAUGCUGACUGCUGAUGAAGUUCCUGAUCAGAAGUCAAUCUAUGACUGUUCUACAAAAUUUGCAGCUGCUGUGACUUCAGACAGCUUUAGAGAGGAGUUCACCUCUGAUUCUUUGUCUGGUGCCUUCUUGAGCUUUGAAGAUAAGAGAGAGCCAAUGCCACAUCGGCACGAAAAUGCAGAGAACUUCCGACCUGCCGUCCAGCCGCAGCAGCCCCGGCUACGCCGCAGACCUCAGCAGAAAUAUUAUGUACCGCCCAGACAUGGUGUUGACAACGUGCCUCCCUCCUCCCACUUUGAGCCCUAUGAAGAUUACCACCAGCCCCCCAAUCAUCAGUUUGUGAUGAGGAACCGUCACAGCAGACGCCACUAUGCCCCCUACACCCAUCACAAACCAGAUCACCCUCCUGCUCAUGGAUAUCAUUACUGAAAUGGAGCUGUUCAAGUGCCGCUCAUGUUUAAAGCAUCGUUCUCUUCCGUAAAAACAGGCGUUUUGUAAUUGUGUACACUGGGUUUUUAGUUUUUUCACUAAGAGCCAAACCUUUUAAUAUUUGCUUGUAAGUUUUUAGUUUUUGAGCUGUUUUUCCAUUAAAUAUAAUUUCAAGACUGCAUUGUUAAAGUUUUUUAAGAAAUAAACAUUUGUCACAAUAUAAUGCUGUUAAUUUUGUUCCUGAUAAAACCGAUACAUCUGAGUCCUUUGUUGGCCGCCUUGUUCUCACACCCUUUCAUCUUUGACCCUAGAUUUCCUUUAACGUUGAAAUAAUGGCUGUUAUUGAACCACUUUCUAACUAAGUUAGUGAUACGAUUGUCAAUUUGAAAUGGCAAAUGGCCUUUUCAAAUAUGUGUAGGGCUUUGUCAAGUCAGAGGAGUCCAAAGUGCUACACAUUGCCACUGGGCCCUUUAACCACUACCAGCAAAAUAGCAGGUGAAUUAUCUUGCCCAAGAAUACAAUGGCAAAGUGAUUUGGAUGGAUGUAGAUUUUAACUGGAUACACCUCAUUGUUAUCUUCAAAUGUUAAAUAUUUUCAGUCUUUCCUUAUGGGAUGUCAUGUCCUUUAUGUUAAAGUGCAUCAGUUCUUGCAAAACACAAUUCUGUCACUCUGGUACUGAAGUUGGGAAGGCUUUUUUUCUUUUCCUCAAAGUGUGAUUAUUCUGGUCAAACACUUUAAGUUUCAUGACACCACAGAACAUAUCUGCAAGAAUAACAAGAUUUAUCUGGAUGAGCAUUUGCAAACUAUUUUGGUUUUUAAGGCUGCCUUAGCUACAUUUUGGUUUUAGCUUCUUCCUUGCCGAGUGGCUUUUCAGCCCAUGUCUGUACAGAAGUUAUGAUCAUGAGCUCUAAUUCUGUUGCUAUGUGGUAGCUGGGUACAUUUUGCAACAAAUUAUCUGGGUUACAAACCCAGUCUCCAUCCUGAACCGUACUGCUGCACAUUCCCGUUUAUGCUAGCUUAUAGUAUAUGCCACAAGUAGGUUGGAGAUGUUUCCUUUAAAUGCAUCAGGAGCUUGCAAAGGCAUGAUAGUAUUUUUAUGAAUUAUUGAAAGUUAAAAUUCAGAUCUAAUUUACCAUCUAAUUGCAUUUUGAUAUUUUACUACAACCAUUUUCCAUGUAUUGUGCCGUUAUGAAAUGACCAAUUUGAACCCCUGAUCAAACUAGAACUGAAUAUUCUCCUGCUGGUGGCUAUAGUAAGACACCUUUAUUAAAUUGCCACUUUCUGAAGUGUCUUGUAGUGGACAGCUAUAUGGAAAAUAUGACAAAGAUAUGAAGGGAUAAAAUUACCCAAUUAGGCAAACCUGCUACCUUGUGUGAUUUGUUCCAUUAGGAUUAAAAGCUU